AUGGUUUCCCCAGACCCCCAAAUUAUCGUGGUAGCCCCCGGGGCUGAACCCGACUCUACGGAAGUCCAACGCACUGAGGACGGGGGAAUCAUUAUCCGGAUAUUUUGGGUGGGUCCCAAAGGCGAGCUGCUCACGCGAACCCCGGUGAGUUUGGUCACGCAGAUGCCGAUGGGGGUCCCGAUGGGGAAGUCGAUGCUGGUGCUGCUGACCUUCUUGGCCUUGGCCUCGUGCUGCUUUGCUGCUUACCGCCCCAGUGAGACCCUGUGCGGCGGGGAGCUGGUGGACACCCUCCAGUUUGUCUGUGGGGACCGCGGCUUUUACUUCAGCAGGCCGGCAAGCCGCGUGAGCCGCCGCAGCAGCCGUGGCAUCGUGGAAGAAUGCUGUUUCCGCAGUUGUGACCUGGCCCUUCUGGAGACCUACUGUGCCACCCCCGCCAAGUCCGAGAGGGACGUGUCGACCCCUCCGACCGUGCUUCCGGACAACUUCCCCAGAUACCCCGUGGGCAAGUUCUUCCAAUAUGACACCUGGAAGCAGUCCGCCCAACGACUGCGCAGGGGCCUGCCUGCCCUCCUGCGCGCCCGCCGGGGUCGCAUGCUUGCCAAGGAGCUCGAGGCGUUCAGAGAGGCCAAGCGUCAUCGUCCGCUGAUCGCCCUGCCCACCCACGACCCCGCAGCCCACGGGGGCGCCUCUCCAGAGGCCUCCGGCAAUCAGAAGUGAGCCAAAAUGUCGCGUAAUUCUGCAAGAUGGCACCGUCCACCUGGUGCCCUCCUCCUGGCCAGGGGCUGUUCCACCAGGCCCCGCCUCUGACCCCUCUCGGGAUCGCAUUCCCUCUGCGGGCUCCCCCAGCCCCGGCCCCCGCGCCCCAACCUCCCCACGUCAGGCUCUUCUCUCCUUGGCCCUCUCCAUUGGGCUGAGGAGACUCUAGCAACAUCUCUAGAAAUGUGCAAACUCAUUUGGCUUUAAACAUCCCCCCAAAUUACCCCCAAAUUACCCCCAAAUUGUGUAACCGAAAAACCGACACUACGAACCCCUAACUCU
This is a messenger RNA of Enhydra lutris kenyoni (northern sea otter), 1038 nucleotides long. It is a transcript of the gene IGF2, whose product is annotated as insulin like growth factor 2. The record is from RefSeq and is a predicted model, not a curated record. Gene Ontology annotation, cellular component: extracellular region. Bases 1 to 717 code for a protein of 238 amino acids. Lineage: Eukaryota; Metazoa; Chordata; Mammalia; Carnivora; Mustelidae. Gene Ontology annotation, molecular function: growth factor activity; hormone activity. The transcript has 4 exons.